This is a messenger RNA of Brenthis ino (lesser marbled fritillary), 3981 nucleotides long. The record is from the annotation of a GenBank genome assembly. NCBI's taxonomy places the organism in Eukaryota, Metazoa, Arthropoda, Insecta, Lepidoptera, Nymphalidae.
AUGGAUCCAGCUAAAAUGAAAGUCGUAGAUCUGAGAACCGAGCUUGGCGCUUUGGGCUUGGAUACGAAGGGUAACAAACCGGCAUUAGUGGAAAGAUUAAAGAAGGCUUUAGAAGCUAAAACUGGAAAAACUAUUGUUGACUCAUCAAUCCUGGACACAUCAACUGAAGAUGCAGAUGAACCAUCUACACCUGUUCCCGCCACACCGCGUCGUUCUGCUGCUGCAAGAACAACACGUCGGUCCUCAUCUUCUAGAUUAGCAGCAACACCUGUUAAGGUACCUCGUGAUGACCCUCCUAAGCCAAUAGAAGAAGAGUCCAAAGAUGAUGAGGAUGAAUCAAACCCAUUACCACCAGCUCCAGUGCCGGAGCCCAUACCAGAACCAGUUCCAGAGCCUGAACAAAAAGCUGAGGAACCAGAGACACCCUCUGAAAAUAAAGAGACACCUAAAGAAGAUCUAUACAGUAUAGAUGACCAAAGUCAAUCUCCAGUUCCAGAAAAAACUGAAUCCGAUGACCAUGAAGAAAUUAAAGAUACAGAUUCAGAUGUCCCUGUGUCUCAACAAGAACCGAAAGAAGAAAUAGAGAAUAACAAAGAAACAGAGGAAGAUAAAGAAGAAAAAGAAGAAGAGAAAGACGAAGAAAUGGACCAAGACAGCAAGGAUAGGAAAUUCGAAGAGGAUGAGGAAGAGAAAGAGCGGCAAAGAGAGUUAACUGAAGAAGAAGAGUGGAAACAGCUCAAUGAAAGACUCAUACAGAAGGAACAAGAAAGGAUUGAGAGGGAAAAGAAGCAAGCUGAGGAAGACGCAAAACGUUUUGAAGAGUUUAGCAAGGAUCCCGUAAAAUUACAACGGUUGAAGCGUAAACAAGAGAAGAAAGCUCGUUGGAGCAACUUCUACAAGUCCAUAGAAGUCACUAACGAAGUGCUUGCUCCACACAUUGAGGAACCAAGCAAGGAUAAAAAAGAGUCUUCAGACCAAAAGGGAUCAGAACCUGAACUCGAUGACAACAAAAUUACACUUUCUUGGUACGACAGCGACCUCAACCAGUACCUGGAGUUGCCAGAGCUGGCGUCGGUGGUGGCGCUGAGCGAAGGCGCCUUCGCGCACGCGUGGGCUGGCGCGCGCGCCUCGCACGGCGUGCUCGAUGGGCGCGUAUGCUAUGAGGUUCGCGUUGGGUCAGUGGUUACAACUACUGAGAGUGCCGAGAAGGAAACCACCGCAAGCGGUCUACGCGUGGGCUGGUCUACUGACGAUUCUAAUUUACAUCUCGGUGAAGGAGAACUUAGCUGGGGCUUCGAGAGCACCGGUAGAGCUGUCAAUAACAGUGAGUUCAAGGAAUAUGGCAAGCAGUUUAGUGAAAAAGAUGUCAUUGGUGUUUAUUUGGAUCUAGAGUCAAAUCCAUGCAAAAUCUCCUACACGCUGAACGGUUUGGAGCUCGGUACUGCCUUCGAGUUCGAGAAGGACAAGUUGCAGGGCAAGAUUGUGUAUCCGCACAUACUCACCAAGAAUACUUGCUACCGUGUCAACUUUGGCUAUGAUAGAUACAAUAUGUUAACAAGAACCAAGAUUGUAAGAAAACGUCUUGAAAUACCGGUCGAGCAAGUUUUGGAAGAAAAAAGGAAGAGAGAAGAAGAGAUAAGGAAGCAAAAAGAAGAGGCGGCGCGUAAAGACAGAGAGAGACGAGACAAAGAAAGAAAAGACAGAGAAGAACGAAUGAGAAAGAAGAGAGAGGAAAGGGAGAGAGAGAGAAAAGAAAAAGAGUCGCAAGAGAAAAAAGAUAAAGCAGAAGAAAUGGAAGUAGAUGCAGAUAAGAAAGACAAUGAAAAAGAACCAAAUGAAAAUGAGAAAGAAAAAGAAAAAGAUGCCCAGGAAGAAGUUAAUAAUGCUGCAGAAGAGAAGGAAGCUCCGGCAGAAGAAAAGAAAGAGGAACCUAAAGAAAAUGGUGAAAAGCAAGAAGAACAGGCUGCAGAAGUAAAGACUGAGCCAAUGGAGACUGAUGAGAAACCAGUCGAAAAGGAGAGCACUGAUAUUAAAGCGGAACCAUCUGACGAGGUGCAAGAAGUGACAGAGGAAGAAGUUUUGACUGGAUAUGUCUUGGACAAACGUAUAAAAUUCGUUAUAAGGUACACGGUGGAGGAGGAGCUGGACGGCGCGGAGGCGUGCCUGCUGCCCGGCCACGUGCUGCUGGCGGCCGCGCGCGCGCUGCCCGGCCCGCGCCGCCCCGCCGCCCGGCACGACUGCGAGGUACUCAUGUCUGGUGUGCAUGGCCUGAGUGAGGCGUGGGCGGGUCGAUAUAUGGUCAUCCUCAUGGUCGGCAUGCCCGGCGCCGGCAAGACUUACUGGGCAAAGAAACACUGCGAAGAGCACCCCGAGCGCAGAUACAAUAUCCUCUCCACGGGCGCCAUCUUUGACAAGAUGAAGGUGGACUGUAAGCCCUUCCGAUCCAGCUUCGAGGGCAAGUGGGACGCCAUGGUUUCCAAAUGCGCCAAAUGCGUGCUUAAAUUGUUGGAAAUCGCAAAGGGAAGGCGCCGGAAUUAUAUACUGGACCAGACGAACGUGUAUCCGUCGGCGCAAAGGAGGAAGCUAAAAGAAUUCGAUGGAUAUAGAAGGGUAGCUGUAUGCGUGGUGGUCGCGGACGCGGUGCAGCGCGAGCGCUCCAGCACACGCGAGGCGGCCGAUGGGAAGGAGGUUCCGGACCCAGCCGUGCUGGACAUGAAAGCCAACUUCAGUCUGCCUGAGGUCAGUUCGUGGUUAGACGAGGUGAUAUACCCGGAACUGCCAGAGGAUGAGGCGAAGAAGGUGGUAGAGGGCUACCAUCAAGAGGCGGCCGCGGCUGGUGCUGUGAGGGAGAAGGACAAGAGGUCGAGGUCGGCCUCCAGAGGUCGGGACGGACCUCCAAUGAAGAGGCAGAGGUCGCAGGAUAGGGAUAGACGAGGAGAUUACAGACGACGCGAUCAUCCUAGAGAUAGAGAGGACAGAUGGGGCGGCGGCGGCGGCGGCGGCGGCGGCGGCGGUGGCGGCAGUCGCUGGGCGGCGGGCGGCGCGCGCGGGCGCUGGGGCCGCGAGCGCGGCGGCAUGGCGCCGGGCCCGCGCUUCGACCGCGGCUGGGGCGCUCCGCCCGGACGGAACGACUACUCUCACUCUCGCGAACGCGACAACUUCCGCGGCGGUCGCGGAGGCCCCGCACCCCGGCAGGACAGGGGGCCCCUUAUCGGGGGUCCCACCGGCCCCGGCGGGCCAGGCCCCAACAUGGGCCCCCGAGGCCCCAACGACCGGUUCCAGAGAGACAAUAGGCCGAAUAGGGCUCCUCAUCAGGGUGAUAAACGGCCGCCGCCGCAAGCAGUCGGCAACCAGGGCAGUGCCGGUACAUGGCAACGCGGUUCCAGCGGCCAGCAAACACCGCGCGGGCCCAGACCCAACCAGCAGCUGGCCAGGCAGGGACAGGGUCAAGGACAGGAUGGACAAAACCAAACUAUGAACCAGAACCAGAAUCAAAACCCAAACCAAAACCAGAAUCAGAAUCAAAACCAGAAUUCGAACCAGAACCAAAGCUGGAACCAGUGGGCCGGCGGCUGGGGAGGUUGGGGUAAUUGGAACAACCAGAAUCAAGCAGGCUGGAACAACUGGAACAACUGGGGCGGGUGGGGCAACCAGCAGCAGCAGGGCGGUGGCGGCGGCGGCGGCGGUGGCGGCAACAGUGGUGGCGCUGGCGGCCAGCAGGGCGGCAACAAGCAGCAGCAACAGCAGCAGCAGUGGCCCAACUACACCGCGCAGCAGUGGUACCAGUGGCAGCAGUGGCAGCAGCAGCAACAGGGCUGGCAGGGGUACAACCCUCAACAGCAGCCGCCGCCGCAGCAGCAGGGCUCGCAGCAGGGCGGUGCUAAUGCCGCCGACGCCGCGCAGGCCUGGGCUCAGUACUACCAGAGCUACGGUGGAGCGAACAUGGGCAACACGAACUCGAACACGGCGAUUGAUAAGAAG